UGCCAUUUCCCAUUAGCGUACUUUUCCUGGUAUCCCAAAAUUUUCAAAUACCUGUCUGUUGGAAAUUUCUGCUUCAAUUUGCACUUGACUGACUAAAACAACUUUUCAGUCAACGUACCAGAGCCAACCAUUGCCAUAACCCUGUCAAGAGUCAUGUACUAUCUAACCCCUCUUCCAUUAGGCCAUUACCACACUACCCUGUUUCCUUGCAGCAUUCCACGCCCAGAACAACCACCACCGUCACCCCCUUCUAAUUCCUCCACCAAUGCACCCCCUCAGCACCGCUGCUGCCACCUCCUUCCUUUCCACCCUCUUAUUGUUCCUCCACUUAACGGCAUCAUCUCCUUCGAAUGACAUGAGUAAUCUUUCAAACUGCAACCAAACAUUCUCUUGUGGUGCCCUCACAGACAUCACCUACCCUUUCACCGGUGGCCAACGUCCAUACCACUGCGGCCCGCCGGAGUUCCGGCUCAAAUGUGAUGGUGAAUCAGUAACCACCCUCAUAGUUAAAUCACUGCCUUACCGAGUCAUUUGGGUUGACCAAACCACCCAAACCUUAAGGCUCUCAUGUUUAGACUUCCACGAUGACCGUCCAUGCCCCGUCCCAUCCAAUUGCACCACUUUUGAUAACGUUAUCUUCAGCCUUGCCUCCAACCAUGAAACCCUUACUUUCUAUUAUGGGUGCAAGAACUUAGGUGGCUCUGUCGAGGAAAACUCUAAGUUCUCAUGUCCCAUGCCAGGAGAUUCAGAAGAUGGGUUUUUCGAGGUUGGUGAUCAUCCUCCUGUGGACCGGUACUGGUGUCGGACUAGUUUUCAAGUGCCAUUUGUCCGGAGUUGGAAACAACAACUUCAGGCUGAUGGGUCAUCAUUACUUAGUAAGGUUUUGAAAGAAGGGUUUGAUGUCAGUUAUAGGGAUCCUUACGGUGCUGAUUGUCAGAAAUGUUCCAAGCAUUCUGGUAGGCAAUGUGGGUUUGAUGGUAAUCCUAUUUGCAUCUGUAAUGAUCACCUCUGUCCUGCGAAGUCUAACCGAAAACCACUUAUAAUAGGAGCCAGCUUGGCAAGUGGAGCACUUGUCAUCUUUGUGGGAUGCUGGAUCAUAGUUGUCAAACAAAUGAAGAAAAGAAAAUCUGCCCUAGUGCAAAGCGAAGGCCUUCCUGCAGUUACACCUACUUCAAGCAACGGCCUUGCUACUUCAAUUAAUUUCUUUCGAACUACUCCUCUUGCCAACUUAAAGUCUGACCUUGAUAAGGGCAGUACCUAUCUUGGAGUCAGGGUGUUCAGCUACAACGAACUCGAGGAAGCCACUAAUUGUUUUGAUUCUUCAAAAGAACUUGGAGAUGGAGGGUUUGGCACUGUUUACUAUGGAGUACUUAGGGAUGGGCGUGUGGUUGCUGUCAAGCGCCUAUAUGAGAGCAGCAUGAGACGUGCUGAGCAGUUUAUGAAUGAAAUUGAGAUCCUAGCUCAUUUGCGCCACAAGAACCUGGUGGAACUCUAUGGAUGCACCUCAAGGCAUAGCCGAGAGCUUCUACUUGUUUAUGAAUACUUGCCUAAUGGAACUGUCGCUGAUCAUCUUCAUGGAAGACAGUCGAACUCUGGUUUGCUCACUUGGCCUGUUCGGUUGAGCAUUGCUAUAGAGACAGCCAGUGCACUUGCAUACCUCCACGCUUCAGAUGUCAUACAUCGUGAUGUCAAAACCAAUAACAUUCUCCUAGACAACGACUUCCAUGUGAAAGUGGCUGAUUUUGGUUUGUCGAGAUUGUUCCCAACUGAUGUAACUCAUGUAUCGACUGCUCCUCAAGGGACGCCUGGUUAUGUUGAUCCGGAGUAUUAUCAAUGCUACCACCUCACCAACAAGAGCGACGUUUACAGCUAUGGCGUGGUCUUGAUUGAGCUGAUAUCAGCUUUAGAAGCAGUGGACAUCACUAGGCAUCAGCAUGAUAUUAAUUUGUCCAACAUGGCAGUGAAAAAAAUCCAAAACCAUGCUUUAAAUGAGUUGGUUGAUCCAUUUCUUGGAUUCGAUAAGGAUUUCGUGGUAAGGGAGAUGGUAUCUUCAGUUGCAGAAUUAGCUUUCAUGUGUUUGCAACAUGAAAGGGAAAUGAGGCCAACUAUGGAAGAAGUUUUGGAGGUAUUAAGAGGAAUUGAGAGAGAAAAUUAUGGAGCAGGGAAAGGAGGUGUUGAAUGUUAGGGACGAUGAUGUUGGCUAUUGAAGCAUGCUCCUCCCCCACUUCAACUUUCACCAGACUCCACGACAGAUCAAUUUUGGGCUAGCAGUUCUUCAACUGUAACACCUCAUUCCUACUAGCAGUUGAUAUUCUCUAGUCCUUUUUACGAAGAAAUUUUCAAAUGUCCUACAAAUAUCCCAUAUGUCAAUGGUUUUGAGGUUUAUUAAUUAUCCUUUCUUUGUAUGGUGUU
Messenger RNA from Populus euphratica (Euphrates poplar), 2412 nucleotides. Its product is annotated as probable serine/threonine-protein kinase At1g18390. Lineage: Eukaryota; Viridiplantae; Streptophyta; Magnoliopsida; Malpighiales; Salicaceae. Bases 266 to 2185 code for a protein of 639 amino acids. The transcript has 4 exons. Gene Ontology annotation, biological process: protein phosphorylation. The record is from RefSeq and is a predicted model, not a curated record. Gene Ontology annotation, molecular function: protein kinase activity; ATP binding; polysaccharide binding.